Molecule: messenger RNA, 1566 nt
Organism: Coffea eugenioides
Lineage: Eukaryota; Viridiplantae; Streptophyta; Magnoliopsida; Gentianales; Rubiaceae
Product: serine-aspartate repeat-containing protein F-like
Exons: 7
Coding region: 1-1566 (521 amino acids)
Source: RefSeq, a predicted model, not a curated record
AUGGUAAUCAAAGAAGAGGAGGAGAAGGAAGCUGAAGACAAUGAUGAUCAUCAAGUUGAAGAUAAUGAUGAGCAUCUGGCUGCUUCCUCAAAUGAUCCUGCUGAAGAUGAUGACAUUGAAAAUGCAGAUAGUUUUGAUGAUUAUGAGGAGGAAGUUGGGGAGGAUGAUCAAAAUAAAGUUUUUGAAAUUUACUUAAUCGUGAGGAGGAAGAUGAUGCUGAUUUUGAGUAAGAAGGUAAUACUGAUGAUUUUGAAGGAGACAAUGAUCAGACUAAGAUUUCUAAUGGUUCAGAACGAAAGGAACAUGAUACUGGUUCUGAGGGGCAUGAUGAUGCUAGUUCAGAUGCUGGAUUUCGAUGAGAAUAAAACUAACGAGAAUGACAAUGGUGCGGUGAUCAAAGAGAAGGAAGAAAAUGAAGCUGAAGACAAUGAUGAUCAUCAAGUUGAGGAUAAUGAUGAGCAUCAGGCUGUCUUCUCAAAUGAUUCUGGUGAAGUCGUUGAAGAGGAUUUUGGUGAAAAUGUAGAUGAUUUCGAUGGUUAUGAAGAGGAAGUUAGGGAGAAUGAUCAAAAAGACGAUGACCGGACUAACGUUUCUAAUGGUUCAAAACAAAACGAACAUGAUGCUGGUUCUGAGAGACAAUAUGAUGUUGGUUUAGAGGAGGAGGGGCAUGAUGUUGCUUGUUCAGAGAAGAAGGAGCAAGAUGUUGCUGUUGAUCAUGAGAAGAAAUAUGAUGCUGGUUUGGAUCAAGAAGAUGAUGUCAAAAAUUUUGAUGAAGUCGAUGACCAGACGAAGGUUUCUAAUGGUUCAAAAGAAAACGAAUAUGAUGCUGGUUCCGAGGGGCUAGAUGAUGCUAAUUCAGAUGCUGAUUCAAAGGAUGAGUGGCAAGAUGUUGUUGGUUCAGAUAAAGAGGAGCAAUGUGUUGUUGGUUCAGAGGAGGAGCAAGAUGAUGCUGGUUCGGACGGAAAGGAUCAUGGAGAGGAUUCCGGUGAGAAUGAGACUAAUAAGGAUGACCAUGGUAUGGUGAUCAAAAUAUGGGAGGAUAAUGAAGCUAAAGACAAUGAUGAUCAUCAAGUUGAGGAUAAUGAUGAGGAUCAGGCUGUCUUCUCAGAUAAUUCUGGUGAAAUCGUUGACUUAGAGUUUGGAGUUAAUCUGGAUAGUGAGAAAGCUUUUUGGAAUGAACACAUUACUUCUAUUGUGGCGCAACGCGAUGAUGACUGUGAGAAUGCCAAUGAUGAUUUUAAGGAUGUUGACAUUGAAAAUGCAGAUGGUUUCGAUGGUUAUAAGAAGGAAAUUUGGGAGAAUGAUCAAAAACAAAGGGAACAUGAUGCUAGUACUGAGGGGCAAGAUGAUACUAGUUUGGAUGUUGGUUCAGAGGAGGAUUCAGAUACUGGUUCAGAUGAGAAGGGGCAAGAUAUUGCUGGUUCAGAGAAGGGGCAAGAUGAUGCUGGUUCAAACGGGGAAGGUGAUGGAGAUGAUUCCGAUGAUGAUAAGGCUAAUGAGAAUGACCAUGGUAUGGUGAUCAUUGAAGAGGGGAAAAGAAAGCUGAAGACAAUGAUGAUCAUCUAG